This is a messenger RNA of Trypanosoma brucei brucei TREU927, 471 nucleotides long. RefSeq lists its product as hypothetical. The transcript has a single exon. The record is from RefSeq and is a predicted model, not a curated record. Bases 1 to 471 code for a protein of 156 amino acids. Lineage: Eukaryota; Euglenozoa; Kinetoplastea; Trypanosomatida; Trypanosomatidae.
AUGCCAAACAUAAAGGGAGGGGUUGGUAGCUUCUUGAUGCGCCGCGCUGCACCAAAGAGCAUACGUCAGAAAUAUCAGACAGGCCCACAAUUCUAUAAGCGCAAGUUUUUUCAGUUCCAAAAGGGCCACCACCGCCUGCACCGUCGUAUCAGUGGAGUUCAAACCGGAUCCCCAACACACCAGAGGGAGUACGAGAGGUUCCACCACCUCCCGGGCGAUGUCCGUACGCGACCACAAUUCGACUUUACCUUCGGUGAAACCCGGGCGGACCGGGUGAUGUUCGCGUGGCGAAAGCGGGGGGACCUUCAACUAUACCAAAUGAGCGGCAGAGGUGAAACGUUCGUAUGCUACCGCUGUGGUUAUCCCGUGCGUAGCCAGCUUGUGGCGGUUAAAGCUGACAAUUGGGAUUACCGUAUGUGUUAUCGCUGCUACACAAAUACAGUGCACCGUGGAAUGGAAAACGAUACGUAG